AUGGAUAGUGGUGACCUGAAUAAAGCUACUAGCAGCUUACGAGCUAGCAGUUCUUCAAUUUGGAGAAACAAUGCAAUGGAUGUUUUCUCUAGGUCAUCAAAUGAAGUAGAUGAUGAAGAAUCUCUGAAAUGGGCAGCACUUGAAAAACUUCCUACUUACAAUCGUUUAAAGAAAGGCUUGUUAACCACAUCCAGUGGUGAGGUGAAAGAAAUUGAUGUCACUGAUAUUGGAAUACAGGAAAGAAAGAAAGUGUUGGAGAGGUUGGUAAGAGUUGCUGAAGAGGACAAUGAGAAAUUUCUGUUGAAGCUGAGGGAAAGAAUUGAUAGAGUUGGUAUUCGUAUUCCAACAAUCGAAGCCAGGUUUGAGCAUCUCAAUGUUGAGGCAGAAGCUUAUGUUGGCAGCAGAGCUUUACAGACAUUUUUUAACUUCUUUGUUAAUAUAGCAGAGAGUUAUUUGAAUUAUCUGCACAUUCUUUCAAGCAAAAAGAAACAUGUGACCAUUCUUAAAGAUGUUAGUGGAAUAGUAAAACCUCGGAGGAUGACAUUGCUUUUGGGUCCUCCAAGUUCAGGAAAAACCACACUCCUUUUGGCUCUGGCCGGAAAACUUGAUCCAGAUCUUAAAGUUUCUGGGAGAGUGACUUAUAAUGGCCAUGGAAUGAAUGAAUUUGUACCCCAGAGAACUGCUGCCUAUAUCAGCCAGCAUGAUGUUCAUAUUGGAGAAAUGACUGUAAGGGAAACCUUGGCUUUCUCUGCAAGGUGCCAAGGGGUUGGAUCACGUUAUGACUUGCUAUCUGAACUGUCAAGAAGAGAGAUAGCAGCAAAUAUUAAGCCUGAUCCAUAUAUUGAUAUCUACAUGAAGGCAACAGCAUCUGAAGGUCAGGAAGCAAACCAAAUGAUCACAGAAUAUGUACUUAAGAUCUUAGGACUGGAAAUAUGUGCUGAUAUUGUGGUUGGGGAUGAAACGUUGUGUGGUAUAUCUGGUGGGCAAAGGAAGCGUGUUACCACAGGGGAGAUGUUGGUUGGUCCAGCAAAUGCACUGUUCAUGGAUGAAAUAUCUACUGGCUUGGACAGCUCCACAACUGUUCAAAUUAUGAAAUGUCUUAGACAAAUUGUUCAUAUUCUUAAUGGAACAGCAGUUAUCUCUCUAUUGCAACCAGAACCCGAGACAUAUGAACUUUUUGAUGACAUUAUCCUCCUUUCUGAUGGCCAAAUAGUCUACCAAGGACCUCGUGAGCUUGUUCUUGAAUUUUUUGAAUCUUUGGGUUUCAGAUGUCCUCAGAGGAAAGGCGUUGCUGACUUCCUUCAAGAAGUAACUUCAAGGAAGGAUCAGGAACAGUACUGGGUACACAAAGAUGAACCAUACAGUUUUGUUACAGUUAAUGAAUUUGCUGAGGCAUUUCAAUGCUUCCAUGUGGGUAGGAAAAUUGGAGAUGAGCUAGCAGUUCCAUUUGACAAGACAAAGAACCACCCAGCUGCAUUAACAACUGACAAGUAUGGGGUGAACAAAAAGGAGCUUUUGAAAGCUAACUUCUCAAGAGAGUUUUUGCUUAUGAAGAGGAAUGCAUUUGUUUACAUCUUCAAGCUAUCUCAACUCGCAGUGAUGGCGUUGGUAGCAAUGACAGUAUUCCUGCGAACUGAGAUGCACCGGGAUUCUGUGGAUAAUGGGGGAGUUUACAUUGGUGCACUUUUUUUCACUAUAGUAAUGAUCUUGUUUAAUGGAAUGCCAGAUAUUUCUAUGACUAUAGGGAAGCUUCCUAUUUUUUACAAGCAAAGGGACCUCCUAUUCUAUCCUGCAUGGGUAUAUGCUAUUCCUAGCUGGAUCCUUAAGAUCCCUAUUACAUUGGCUGAAGUUGUUGUCUGGGGAUCUCUCACCUACUAUGUGAUUGGAUUUGACCCAAAUGUUGGCAGGUUUUUCAAGCAAUGUCUUCUGUUAUUUCUACUUGGCCAGAUGGCUUCUGCAUUGUUUGGUUCAAUUGCAGCAAUGGGUAGGAAUAUGAUUAUUGCCAACACAUUUGGGUCAUUUGCAAUAGUCACACUUCUGACCUUGGGUGGCUUCAUCUUGUCAAGAGAGGAUAUUAAGAAAUGGUGGAUAUGGGGUUACUGGAUUUCACCUAUAAUGUAUGAGCAGAAUGCUAUAAUGGUCAAUGAGUUCCUUGGGAAGAGUUGGAACCACGUUCUUCCAAGUUCAACUGAACCACUGGGAGUUGAGGUUCUGAAGUCUCGUGGGUUUUUCAGGCAUGCAUAUUGGUAUUGGAUAGGGGUAGGGGCACUGUUUGGAUUUGUUAUUCUAUUGAACAUAACUUUCACUUUAGCUCUCACUUAUCUCAACCCACUUGAGAAGCCACGAGCUGUCAUAUCCAAAGAAUCUCAAGGCAAGAAGCAUAAAGAGCAAACUCUUGAAGGCAUUGGAUUACCAAUCAGACUCGGAGGAAAUGCCGCAAGUAGCAAGAUAAAGAUAGGAAACUUAGAUAACGGUGGGACAGAAAGUAUGUCUUCCAUGUCUGCAUCAUUGAGGCCAGAGGCUGUUGUUGAGUCCAGCCACAGGAGGAAAAGAGGAAUGGUUCUUCCAUUUGAACCACAUUCUCUCACCUUUGAUGGAAUCACAUACUCAGUAAACAUGCCACAGGAAAUGAAGAAUCGAGGUGUAAUUGAGGAGAGAUUGGUCCUUCUGAAGGGUCUUAGUGGUGCAUUCAGGCCAGGUGUUCUCACAGCUUUGAUGGGUGUAAGUGGAGCUGGUAAAACAACUUUGAUGGAUGUGUUGGCUGGAAGGAAGACUGGAGGAUAUAUUGAGGGAAGCAUCACAAUUUCAGGGUCCCCCAAAAAGCAAAAAACAUUUGCUCGAAUCUCUGGCUAUUGUGAGCAGAAUGAUAUCCACUCUCCUCAUGUUACAGUCUAUGAAUCCUUGCUCUACUCAGCAUGGCUUCGUUUAUCACCUGAAGUCAAUGCUGAAGCCAGAAAGAUGUUCGUUGAGGAAGUCAUGGAGCUUGUAGAGUUGAACUUACUGAGGCAAGCCCUGGUUGGUUUGCCUGGUGUGAGUGGUCUCUCUACUGAACAGCGCAAGAGGCUAACUAUAGCAGUUGAGCUAGUGGCUAAUCCCUCCAUAAUAUUCAUGGAUGAGCCAACCUCUGGGUUAGAUGCCAGAGCUGCUGCAAUUGUUAUGAGAACAGUUAGGAACACAGUGGACACAGGAAGAACAGUUGUUUGUACAAUCCAUCAACCAAGCAUUGACAUAUUUGAAGCUUUCGAUGAGCUUUUCCUACUGAAGCGAGGAGGACAAGAAAUAUAUGUUGGGCCAUUAGGUCGUCAUUCUAACCACCUCAUCAAGUAUUUUGAGGGGAUUGAAGGGGUUAGUAAAAUCAAAGAUGGUUGCAACCCGGCAACUUGGAUGUUGGAAAUUACAACUUCGGCACGAGAAAAGGAUUUGAAUGUUGACUUCGCUGAUAUAUACAAAAAUUCAGAACUAUAUAGGAGGAACAAAGCACUUGUAGCAGAAUUGAGCAAGCCUUGUUCUGGUUCCAAGGAACUUCAUUUUCCUACUCAAUAUGCACAACCAUUUUUCAUCCAAUGCAUGGCCUGCUUAUGGAAACAACAUUGGUCAUACUGGCGCAAUCCUCCAUAUACUGCAGUGAGGUUAUUGUUCACUAUAUUCGUAGCUUUGAUGUUUGGAACUAUGUUCUGGGACCUUGGAUCCAAAACAAGAAGGAAACAAGAUCUGUUUAAUGCUAUAGGUUCCAUGUACAAUGCCAUUCUCUUCCUUGGGAUCCAAAAUGCCUCUUCAGUGCAGCCUGUGGUGGCCAUUGAAAGAACUGUCUUUUAUAGAGAAAGAGCAGCUGGAAUGUACUCAGCCAUCCCCUAUGCAGUUGCACAGGUUGUAAUAGAGCUACCAUAUAUUCUUGUUCAAGCUGUGACAUAUGGCCUUGUAGUUUAUGCAAUGAUCGGAUUUGAAUGGACUGCAUCCAAAUUCUUCUGGUAUCUGUUCUUUAUGUACUUCACAUUUCUAUACUUCACCUUUUAUGGCAUGAUGACUGUGGCUGUAACACCUAACCAACAUGUUGCUUCAAUUGUGGCUACUUCAUUUUAUGGAAUUUGGAAUCUGUUUUCUGGAUUUAUUGUCCCACAACCUAAUAUUCCUGUGUGGUGGAGAUGGUACUAUUGGGCAUGUCCUGUGGCUUGGACCUUAUAUGGAUUGGUUGCAUCACAAUUUGGAGAUGUAACAAGUACAAUUAAGUCAAACGAGACAGUGAAAGAGUUUCUCAGAAGAUACUUUGGUUAUAGAGAUGAUUUUGUAGGAGUUGCUGCAGGUGUAGUUGUUGGGUUCACAGUGCUAUUUGCUAUUAUCUUUGCUAUUUCUGUGAAGGUCUUUAGUUUCCAAAGGCGAUAG
Gastrolobium bilobum is the source of this 4380-nucleotide messenger RNA. Its product is annotated as pleiotropic drug resistance protein 1-like. Bases 1 to 4380 code for a protein of 1459 amino acids. Gene Ontology annotation, molecular function: ABC-type transporter activity; ATP binding; ATP hydrolysis activity. The record is from RefSeq and is a predicted model, not a curated record. Lineage: Eukaryota; Viridiplantae; Streptophyta; Magnoliopsida; Fabales; Fabaceae. The transcript has 24 exons. Gene Ontology annotation, cellular component: membrane.